Trematomus bernacchii (emerald rockcod) is the source of this 828-nucleotide messenger RNA. It is a transcript of the gene nms, whose product is annotated as neuromedin S. Lineage: Eukaryota; Metazoa; Chordata; Actinopteri; Perciformes; Nototheniidae. The transcript is spliced from 7 exons. The record is from RefSeq and is a predicted model, not a curated record. The coding region runs from base 134 to 520 and encodes 128 amino acids.
UGCACAUAAAGCUGGUAGAGAUCCACCAGGACAGAAGACGAAGACGGAGAAGAGACUAAAACAAGCAGCCGUGCAACAUCAGGAACAUCCUCUCCAAACAGACAAGCGUAAAAGAGAGGAAAAGGAAGAGGAGAUGCCUCUGCCGACUGUCAGACAACUUUUUCUUUUAUGUUUAUUCUGGUUUCUUGGAUCUUGGAGCACAACAGAUGCCAGUGUUUUCGAUCAGUGGGAAGACGGGAUAGAGUUAAGAAAGGUGCGAGACAUCCAGAGCGAUGAUCUGAGUGAUGUUUUAUGGGGAGAUCAGGAUGAGGAGCAAGACCAGAAAGUGUUUAAAAGAUUCCUGUUUCAUUACUCUAAAGCACGCAACUCUAUCGGAGCUAUGCAGCACCCUGUGCUCUCCAGAGGAGACAGCAAGCAAAUGUCUCACUCAGUUCAUCCUCUGAUGAGGCUUUUCCCCAAACUCAGGAGGAAGAAGAACAUGGUGCUUUUGAUUCGAGGUCUGCCGGAGGAUAUGCUGUAGAAGAAUAAUCUACAAACAGGAAUGCCGACUAAAUCUGAAUCUACGGACGGAGCAACGUGCUCCAUCGAUGACAGAGAAAUUACUUUUUGAUAACAGAAAAUAAAUGAUUGUACAGCUGGAAAACAUAGAAACUGCUCCACCAUGUGUCUGCCUGCUUCCAAAUGUCUGCGAGUCGAUGAUGUGGGGCGCUACCAAACACUAAUUGUUGCACAGUUACACAACACAUGGGUACGCAGAAUACAAACAAACAAUAACAGUCACACAAAUAACCCAAAAAAAGAGAAUUAAGGGAAAAAGAUGGCACAGAU